AUGAUUUGUUGGCAUAGGCAACGUUUCAGCCAGGUCUAACGGCGUACACAGUCUCGGAAUAAAGAAAUCGAAAGGAACGGCUGUAAAAGAAGCAGAAGAAGUGGAGAUGCUGUAGUUGACACUGUUGUUUAUUGUUAGUAUUCAGCUGAGGACCUCUGAACCCUUGUUAUCUUCCAUUCCACUCACCAUAGAGGGAGGAGCGAGUACAGACUGCAAACAGAAUGACCAGCUCAUCUGCUCCCAGAAUGGUGAAUAGUUAUAAGAGGACUUCAAGCCCCCGAUCCCCAACUAACAGUGGGGAGCCUUUCACUCCAGCACAUGAGGAGAAUGUGCGCUUUAUACAUGACACCUGGCAGUGUGUGCUAAGAGACAUCAGAUCAACACAAAAUAUUGAACGCAACGACCGCGGACCACAAGAGUAUGUGGAGAAGAACCCAAAUCCAAACCUACAUUCUUUCACACCAGUGGACCUGAGUGACCUCAAGAAACGCAACACACAAGACUCCAAGAAGUCCUAGUCCUCUCUUGACUGUCUGGUCACCUUUUUUUUUUUUCUCCAUCCAUUAUCCUCGAGAACUUUUCCUCCAUCAGCCAGAAAGUCGGCCCUGUCGGCCAGUCAAGCACAGAAUGCCAAUUUUGUUUCUUAACUCUGGACCAUAGCAACCCCCUCCUCUUCUUUACCCUCUACAGCCGAUCUAGAAGAAAAGAAGUGGGACCCCAGGGAGCAGAGAAAUGUCCCAGCCUCCUGGUUCAUGUUUUUCAAGUUACAAAAUUGUCAUAUUGUUUAUGUGGACCGGACUGAUGCAAACUUUCAUCAAUAUUUGCUGACAUCUGAUGCUAGGAUACAACUUGACACUUUCCACAGGACACGGAAGACUGCAGUCUUAAGUACAAGCCCCUGUUUUCUUUACUACUCCUACUUAUAUGACAUUGGAGGAAAAUGCAAAUGGCUGACUUCUCUCUCUUUUUUUUUUUUUUAAGGUAGUUUGACCAGUAAAUAGUAGACGUAAUGGGAUUGUUACAUUGGAUUCACACUUUAUCUGCAAGUUUUGGCAGCCAAAUGCAAUGUAAAAGGCCAACCUUUUUAUUAUAAAUUUUCUUCCCCUAAAAUGGACUUUACUUUGUAGAGACCUCCCCGAGUAUGCUGCCCUGGGUUAACCCCCUCCCCUUAGCCUUGAAACAAAAAUGUUGAAUAAAAGACUUUUACAGUA
Labrus bergylta (ballan wrasse) is the source of this 1211-nucleotide messenger RNA. RefSeq names its product MAPK regulated corepressor interacting protein 1 (gene mcrip1). The record is from RefSeq and is a predicted model, not a curated record. NCBI's taxonomy places the organism in Eukaryota, Metazoa, Chordata, Actinopteri, Labriformes, Labridae.